AUGUCUACCAACAGUAUUCCUGGCACGGGAUUUGUCGACCCUGCAAAUCUGAAUAUGAUUGAUCCAGUCAUCACCGACGAGCUUCCCAUGUAUAGCGCACAGCCUCUGCCAGAUCCAUCCACCGACCUGCUCACUUUUGAUCCCAACUGGGAAUGGUUCGGCCAGCUGUUUGGCUGGGGCAGCGAUCGGGACAUUGAUCUGGAUAUUGGCAUACAGACCAGUCUUCUUCAGAAAGAUACUAUCGGCCACGGCAGCUCGACCGAUACACUCAGCGCUGCGUGGCUACUCUGUUCAACCCCGCGGGCAACGACCCCUGUUUCAGACAUCAAGCCGCAGGAUGGAUCGAUAGAGAUUGAGGGUCGAAAGGAAGAAGGUCCAUGGCCGAAUGUCUUUAAACCCAAUGUUCCAGAUCGCCCUCUAAAAGUCAAGAACGUCACAUUUCCCCUGCCCAACACCGGCCCAGAAUUCGUUUCCCAGUCCUCCCGCAACGCCAUGCUCUCUCUGAUCUACCUCUCUCAUCAACCGCAAUGGCUCAUGCCCGAAGUCGACGACUUUCCAGAUCACGAUACCCUUUCACAUUUCGUGGAUAGAUAUUUCGAACAAUUUCAUCCCAUCUUUCCUAUCAUACAUAGACCCACAUUUGUCUCGGAAGAUAUACCCGCGGUACUUCUGCUCUCUGUGGCCGCUAUAGGUGCCAACUUUUCGGGGCCAGAAUACAGCUCAUUGGCUGUGGCGCUUUGCGAGCUUGCUAGACGUAUGAUUACUUGGGUCGCAAGAAGCGACCAAAGAGCCAAAUUCGACCACAGCCUUUUACUCGCGUUCACCCUUCAGACUGCUCUCGGAUGCUCUUGCGGCUCCCGCGAAAUGUUCUAUCACGCCGAAAUAUUUCGCUGCAGUAUCGUCACCACCUGCCGCCGGUUACACCUGCUGCGUGGCCUUGAUAAUGCUACCGAGGAGCUCUAUAUGAAGGGGAGCAAUCCAAGUGUGGAAGAGAGAUAUAAGGCUUACCUGAGUGAUGAACGGAGGAGGCGUUUGGGAUGGGGUGUUUAUCUCCUCGACGCCCAGAUGACCGCCCUCUUGUCCCUACCGCCCAUAUUCACAGUGACGGAAGCUCGAAUCGUUCCUCCUUCCGAAGAAUCUCUGUGGAACGCCCCCAACGCCGAAGCUUGGGCUGCUAUCAUCCAACGAGGCGAAGCUGUAGACCCGCGCAUUUCGACCCGACCCAAGUUUUCCAGACUGCUGACCAUGUGUCUGGCCGGAGACAGCAUCAGCAUCAAGAUGUCUGAUUUCACGCUGACACUGUUGACUUUUACCGCUUGGAGAAUGCUUUUUGACCAAAGACUACUGCAAAAGGCGCUGGGAGUUGGAAUGUCGGAGAAUGGGAUGGAUAUGCCAUCUCAGCCGGCCGACUGUCACAUUGUCGACAGCCAACCUGGCCUCCUACUCACCCGCCUCGCGACAGCCUCCAUGUCCUCCCGAUCUCCCGUUCACUUUCGCGUGAUUCCUUCCUCUGUCUAUCACCACGCUCAAAUGUUCUUCACCCGUCCGGGCCUCCUCCAACGCAUAAAACAUGUGUCGGGGAAAUAUGAACCGGAUAUGACGCAGGAGGGGUCGUUGAUUUGGUUGAAGACGUGGAUGGCAGAUGGGAAGGAGGUGCGCAAAUUGCUUUGGCAUGCCGGGGUACUUGGAGCGUUACUGGUGGAGUUUCCAAGAAACUCGGCCGCAGACAUGUCCUUAACAUUCGACUGCGCCCUGAUGUUCUGGGUCAUUCUGAAAUACGGCCCUCAUCAGUUGAUGUCCUCAACAACAGAAUCAGUCUUCUUUGAUGCCAAAUGGUUCGAUAUCAUCCCGCCUGACAUGUGGAUAGCCCACGGUGGCCCAAUAACCUUCCCCUUCCUCGGGUCCUCUGCCACAUGGACCAUCCCGGCAAUAUUGAGACAUUUCAUGGAGAGGCUGAGUAAGAUGCCGUGGGGGCUAGCACUGCAGAACAAGCUUGUGCUGGAAAAGCUGCUGGAUAGUGAGCUGAAGGAAGAAAAUGAGAAGAAAGGGGAUGUGUAA
Cryptococcus wingfieldii CBS 7118 is the source of this 2058-nucleotide messenger RNA. RefSeq lists its product as hypothetical. Lineage: Eukaryota; Fungi; Basidiomycota; Tremellomycetes; Tremellales; Cryptococcaceae. Gene Ontology annotation, biological process: regulation of transcription by RNA polymerase II; DNA-templated transcription. Gene Ontology annotation, cellular component: chromatin. The record is from RefSeq and is a predicted model, not a curated record. Gene Ontology annotation, molecular function: zinc ion binding; RNA polymerase II cis-regulatory region sequence-specific DNA binding; DNA-binding transcription factor activity, RNA polymerase II-specific. The transcript is spliced from 9 exons. The coding region runs from base 1 to 2058 and encodes 685 amino acids.